AACCCACCGUCAACAGCAUCAAGCAAACCCUUGUGCACAGCAUGAUUCCUUCGCCAUAGCUGUACAGUAUCACUGGGAAACGCGCUCCUCCCUUCCUGUCACACACUCAACCCAAGCAACAAGCUUUCUGCUAACACUCGUAGGAUUCAUGUGCUCCUAGGGUUCAUCUCGUAGCUCUUCCUGUUAGGCGAACAGCAGACUCGUGCUCGGAGUCGAUAGGUGCUUUCGGUAUAGCUAUACGUAUCUAAGGUAUUUUCUCGUUUAGCAAUCAGCAGCAGCGAAUAAGAGUUGCGACCAUGGUUCUAUUACGGCAGACUCUUAGGAGUUUAUGCUCUCCAGAUGGAUGGACUUACGCAGUGUUUUGGAAACUGAAGAGACGCAAUCGAAUGGUCCUGACUUGGGAGGAUGGAUAUUGUUCGAUGGAUACCCCUGGAGGUGUUCCGAAGGAGCAGAGCGCAGAUAAUAGCAGUAUUGACGGGAAUUUGCUCGGCAUGGCUGUCGCGAAGAUGUCAUAUCACAUUUAUUCGUUCGGAGAAGGGGUUGUCGGCAGAGUGGCCUUUUCCGGGAAGCAUCAAUGGAUAUUUGCUCCCCGGUUUCAAGGCGUUCCAGGCCUUGAUUCUCGCCACGGAUUCUCAUCCAUGAAGGGUUACGGAGGCUGCACGGGCGUUGACAAGUAUCCAUCAGGAUGGGAUGACCAAUUUGCUGCCGGAGUAAAGACCAUUGCCGUCAUCGCCGUUCCGGAGGGGGUCUUGCAACUCGGCUCCAGUCGAUCGAUGCCAGAGGACCUGAAGUUCGUUUCUCACAUCCGCUCUCUCUUCGCGGCGCUUCAAACGGUCCCUGGAGCGUUCCUCUCCGAUCUCUUCUCCGAGAAUGCGCUGAAAGCCAAGGCUUUUCCUACAUCCGGCGCAAGCGCUCUGGCAGCUGCAGGGUUCCCUCCUGACAUCGCCGCAUCCCUCGGCGAUUGCAACCCUCAAUCCAGUUUCCUCAAUGCGUCCUUCCCGGGAGCGCUCAGCCGUCAAUCAGUUCACUCCAAUCAGCAAAACAUACAGAUGUCUGUCGCGCCAACUCCUCCGCCUGCCGCUCCUCCAGCUCCGUCGCGUCCGCUCGCGGAGAAUCCCCUGGCCGGGUCUUCUCCGUCGGAUCUCUUCAGCCUUCUCGGCAUCCCUUCUGAUGGUUCUCCCGUCGGCCAGAACGCUCGGUUCAUGAGCUCCGCUCCUCUCAAACCGUCAGUGGAGCCCAAGCAAGAAGUAGCCUCUUUUCUCGACAUGCCAAGCACGGCGAAGCGAGCCAAGGUCGCUCCGGAAAGGACGACUCGAGCGUCCGUCGCCAUUAAUCAGAUUCAGCUGAAUUUCUUCGACGCGGACAUCGGCGGUGCUCCUCUUCCCCCGCAGUCGCUGGGUAACAACCCGGUGGAUCGAAGCUCGCGGCUUUCCCGCCAUUCGUCUCCAAACGAAGCUUCCGCGCACGUUCUCGGGCCGUCUGGCGAGUUGCUGGGACGAGGAGCGGAAGCGGCAGGAGCAGGAGCAGGAGCGAAGGCCAAGGCGGUGGUUGACCUGGAGAAGGAGCUCCGCAUGUUCCACGAGAACUUCCUCAACGACUCGUCGUCGCCAUCUCUCGCCAAUCUCCCUCUCCCGACCGCCACCUCGGCCGUCCACAAACCCGUGGCGAGUAGCAGGGCGUCGGUCCCUGCUGCUGUCCGCGCGCCAGCAGGGGGAAACCUUGGAAAUCUUGGUGUUUCCGACGCCGAUCUUGCUGGGAGAUUGGCGGGUCUAGACGAGCAGAUGCUGGCAGGCAUGACGGCGAGCAGCAUGGCUGCUUCCGACGGCCUCUUCAGGGCUCCUAUGCUCGGCAACCGCUCCGCUGGCUUGCCCCCUGUGCCUCAGGCUGCUGGUCGGAACGGGAACGCUGCUGCAUUGGCAUCUCAGUUCAAGAGUGCAAAUGGCGGUGGUGGUGAAGCGCUAACAUCUGCCUCCGCGUUUGGCGGAGCUGAUGAGCUCGCGCAGGCGCUGGGACUUCACUUCACAGGCCAACUCCCUGCUGACUUGGCGGAACUGGCGGACUUGGCGGACUUGGCGGACAUCGGCGCGGCGCAGAUGUCUGCCAACGGGCAGUUUGGGAACGCAAUGAGCCGCGGCGUGUUUGCGCAGCCAGGCGCCCCUGGUGGCGCACGGCUCGCUGCUGAUGCUGGUGGCUUCAGGGGAGGGUUUUCCAUGGCUUCUGGGCCGCCGCAGUUACAGAAGCAGCACCAGCAGCUCUUGGACCAGGAUAUGAUUCACAGAGCUGCUGUUUCCGGAAGUGUUGCCGUUAUGGAGAAAUCGAUGGCUGCUGCAGCAGCGAACAAGCUGAGCGCGAACAGACUAGGAGCAGCGAAGGGCGGUGUGGGGAUGGGGAACAGCAGCCUGGAUGAAAUGGAACGAAUGGCGACCCUGGAAGCUCUCAUGCGCACCUCGGGCUUGCUGCCACCACUGAGCCUCGCCGAGCUGCAGCAAGGCCACGUCAGCAGCAAGCACAACCCCAUGGCUGCUGCUGCGGCUGCGGUGGCGGUGGAAGCAAUAGGUGCUGGGAGGCUGUCAGGUCUUCAGAGCAGGGCAAGCAUCGCUGGCAGGGCUGCGGGAGAUGGUGAGAGAGGUGCGAAGGGCAUGGCUGAUGCGAUGCUGGCGAAGGAAGCAGGUGUGAAGGGCGCACUGAAGCCCUUCAGGGCAACGCCAGACGUCGCGUCAAACGCCGGUCUGAAGGAGCUCUUCGGACAACUAGCAGGUGGUGGUGCUGCUGCUGCUGAUGCUGCUGCUGCUGCUGCUGCUGCUGCUGGUGCUGCUGCUGGUGGUACUGGAAAGGAGGACAAGAGGGGGAUGAAGAAGAGGGGCAGGGAGGAGAAGCCCAAGCAGAGGCCUCGCGACCGGCAGCUCAUUCAGGAUCGCGUGAAGGAUUUGCGAGGAAUUGUCCCCAACUCUGAAAGGUUGAGCAUUGACGGAUUGCUGGAGCGCACAAUCCAGCACCUUGUGUUCUUGAGAGAGUUUGCAUCUCUCCGUUCUGACAUUGAGAAGGGACAAGCAAUGCUGGAGGAGAAGAGCUUUGAUGAAUGCAUGAGUGAAUGCCCAGUGUUGGUGCAACACUUGUCACCCACAUUGGUCCAAAUCAAGGUUGAGUGGGUUGGUGGAACUGUGCCAAUUGACCUUGCUGAUGGCCUUCGUCAGAUUGGCUUGGUGGUUCGCAAGUCAUCAGUCAGGAGCUCUGGUGGCCGUGUCAAGGCUCACAUUAUUGCUCAGUGCAAGCAACCACUGGAACGGAUGGAUAUUAUGUGGCACCUUCUCCAGCAUCUCAAGGAUAAGUUGCCAGGUCUUACCGAUCGGUUUUCCGGCGCUACCGAGAUGCAGGCGAGGGCUGGAGAGUUGGAUGCUGUUGUGAAGCCAGCAGAUUCGUGUCGACAGGUUAUGUAUCCAGUGGGUGUCAUCUCAGCCUGACAUUAUUGAGCUUGACCUGUCCAUUCCACUGCAGGUGCUCUGCAGGGUAGUCAGCAUGGAACAUCAAAUGCCAGAAGCCUCUAUGCGUGUAUGUUAACAAUUGUACUGGCAUUUUAGCUGAUCUCAAAGAUCUAUCAUACAGCCGGUCAUUUCAGUAAUUAAAUGUGG
Closterium sp. NIES-67 is the source of this 3629-nucleotide messenger RNA. The record is from the annotation of a GenBank genome assembly. Lineage: Eukaryota; Viridiplantae; Streptophyta; Zygnematophyceae; Desmidiales; Closteriaceae.